AUGGCGGAUGCAGAGACUUUGUCAGAGGAAUAUUCGAAACAGCUUCUCCCCAACACAAUUGUACAACUGAUUGCAGCUACCUUCGGCAUACUUGGAAAUUGUCUUGUUAUUUUGAUGUACACUAAAUACGUUAAAGACAAGAUGGGUUCCAGAUAUUUUAUACCAGUUCUUGCUGUUGUCGAUCUGGUCGGAUCUGUGUCGAAUGCUACUCAGUUUCAUUUGGAUAACACGAUGCGUUACAUCUACCCUGAUGUAUUUUUGUGUAAAAUGAUGUCUUUUUUAAUCGUAUUUACCGGCGGAUUUUCUGCUCAUCUGAUCCUUGCUAUUGCAUUGCAGAGAUAUUUGAUCAUCUGUCGUCCGUUCGGUCAACAAAUGACUCAAAAAUUGUGCAGAAUUGCCGUCUUGAUCAUAUUUCUGAUUUCAGUGGGAUAUGCCUCUCCAAUUUUGAAAUUCAAUGGAAUAUAUAAACUCAGAUCACUAAAUACCACUGGUAAUUAUAAUAUCUCCUUUUGUCAUAUAGAUGAUGGAACCGAUAGUUUCAAUGUUAUGAUACCAUAUUUAGGGUUUUUGUUGUUUCUUUCUUUAAUAAAUAUUUUCAUCACAUUUAUCUUUUACGUUCCUGUGACAAAAACCAUUUAUGAUAGACUGUCACCUGCCAGACGAAACCGAGCAAAAAAUGUUCCAGAUGGCAAAAUUGUAUCUAAAGAAACACAAAUGUCUGAUGAUGGAAAGAAUAUAACAAAGCCUAAACUGCAGGCUAAUGACGAAUCUAUGGUGAACGGAAGCCCGGAACAAAAAGCUCGAAAGAAUAUCAGUGUUAUGUUUCUUGUAAUCAUUAUUGUGUACAUAGUUUCAUAUCUGACAUCACUGGUUACUCAGAUCCACAGUUUUGCAAGCACGGAAGAACGGAAAGGAUAUAUAAGAAAUAUUUACUUCUUCUGCCUCCGUUUUAAUCUUUUGAAUCAUAUUGCCAAUCCUUAUAUUUACUGGUUCUAUGACUUGAAGUUCAGAAAUGAACUUCGAAGGAUUUGUUGUCGUAGCUUUAGAAGAUAA
Molecule: messenger RNA, 1053 nt
Organism: Saccostrea echinata
Lineage: Eukaryota; Metazoa; Mollusca; Bivalvia; Ostreida; Ostreidae
Product: somatostatin receptor type 5-like
Exons: 1
Coding region: 1-1053 (350 amino acids)
Biological process (GO): G protein-coupled receptor signaling pathway
Cellular component (GO): membrane
Molecular function (GO): G protein-coupled receptor activity
Source: RefSeq, a predicted model, not a curated record